This is a messenger RNA of Quercus robur (English oak), 1021 nucleotides long. RefSeq lists its product as uncharacterized. The record is from RefSeq and is a predicted model, not a curated record. The transcript is spliced from 3 exons. Lineage: Eukaryota; Viridiplantae; Streptophyta; Magnoliopsida; Fagales; Fagaceae. The coding region runs from base 38 to 1021 and encodes 327 amino acids.
UGCCUUGCUAGCUGAAGCUAUCCAACCUAGUGGAAGGAUGGUAUCAAGGAAGGUGAUGUCAAUAGAACGGUUCGUGCCAGGUGCCCGGCAACCCAAUCAGCCCCCGCCUUCCCAGGGCCGGGGUCAAGUGCCUCAGCCCCCACCCUCCUCGCAGGCCGGACGUGCCCGAAAGAAACAAAAAGUUACCGAUCAACCUUCCACGGGCCCGGGAGAUGCCACUGUCCAGACUCCUCCCCGACCAACGGGUGGAAUCGUUAUCCACGAGCCGCCAACCGAAGCUGGCACGGGGGGCGCGUCCUCCUCCCAAGUGGCUCCAGCGUGGAAGCCAAAGUUCCUUUUGGACGGCAAGCCAUUGCCCUCAACCGCCUGUGUUCGGAUGUGGGAGAAGGGCGAGGGCGGCCGUAUUGCCCAAACUUUGGCCGAAGCUCUCCUACUUCCCGAGGACGUGCAUGCUUUUGAGGAGGGGUCCGAGGAGUCUGUGGGGCGCCGGUUAGAGUGGCACGCCAUUGCGGCCGCUCAAAUGGCUCACAUUGUGGCUGCCCGGGCACGGGAGCUUGCCGAGGAAAACGAGCGCGAGAAGGGGGCGCGGGAGUCAGCAGUUAAAACGGCUAAGGAAAAGCUGAAAGCUGCUGAGUUUGCUGAGAAGAAGGCUGCUGCUACAGAGAAGAACCGGGCAUUGGCCGAAAAGAGGUAUGCGGAGCUCCUGACCAAGCAGAAUGAGACGGAAGUCAAAUUAGCCGAAGCCAUCAGCCUUAACACUUCCAACGUCGAUGAGAUAGCCGAUCUCAGGGCAGGCUUAGCGGCCGCGGAACAAAAGUGGUAUGACGACGCCCCGGCUGCUAUCGACGAGGAGGAGACGGCCAGUAUGAGGGAGCUGGUUGAGCAAAUCGAUUCUCACGCCGAGCCCGAGGAAAUGGAGGCCACUAGCAUCCCGAUUGUGCAAGAGCUUCUCGGUGAGGACCCGCCUUUCCCUCUGACCGUCCAGCAGGAAGUGACACCGCCGACCCAACCUCCCAGCUGA